Zootoca vivipara (common lizard) is the source of this 1015-nucleotide messenger RNA. RefSeq names its product carboxypeptidase A2 (gene CPA2). The record is from RefSeq and is a predicted model, not a curated record. Gene Ontology annotation, biological process: proteolysis. NCBI's taxonomy places the organism in Eukaryota, Metazoa, Chordata, Lepidosauria, Squamata, Lacertidae. Gene Ontology annotation, molecular function: zinc ion binding; metallocarboxypeptidase activity.
ACGGCGGUAUAAAACACAACAAUGUUGUAUUUUAGAUUUACAGCGCUAUGGAUGAUAUUGCAGCAGAAUACCCCCAGUUUGUGAGCAAACAUCAGAUUGGGGAGUCUUAUGAAAAACGACCCCUCUUCGUCCUUAAGUUCAGCACCGGAGGAAGGAGCCGCCCUGCGAUCUGGAUCGAUGCCGGCAUCCACGCUCGAGAAUGGGUCACCCAAGCGACUGCCCUUUGGACUGCGAAGAAGAUUGCCAGUGACUAUGGGAACGAUCCGUCAAUAACUUCCCUGUUAAACGCGAUGGAUGUUUUUCUGAUGCCUGUUGCGAAUCCGGAUGGAUAUGUCUUCUCUCAAGCCAAAAAUCGUAUGUGGAGGAAGACCCGCUCCAAGAUUCCUGGCAGCUUGUGUUUGGGGGCUGAUCCAAACAGGAACUGGGACGCAGGCUUUGGAGGACCUGGAGCCAGCAGCAACCCCUGCUCCGACUCCUACCACGGCCCCAGCGCCAACUCUGAGGUGGAAGUGAGGUCCGUCGUGGAUUUCGUGAAGAACCAUGGAAACCUCAAGGCUUUCAUCAGCAUCCACAGCUACUCCCAACUCCUGAUGUUCCCCUACGGCUACAAUUGCACCACAGCCAUCAAGGAUUACGAAGAACUGGAUACGCUAGGAAAAAAGGCUGCCGAUGCGCUUGCUUCUCUCUACGGCACCGUAUAUAAAGUUGGCCCCAUUUGCAACAUUAUCUAUCAAGCCAGUGGAGGCAGCAUCGACUGGACUUACGACCAAGGCAUCAAAUACUCCUUUGGUCUCGAACUCAGAGACACCGGCCGGUACGGAUUCCUCUUGCCCGCCAGCCAGAUCAUCCCGACAGCGCAAGAGACCUGGCUGGCUCUGAAGACCAUCAUGGAGCAUGUGAGGGACCAUCCAUACUGAGAGGAGGGAUUUUGGAGCCUAGAGGGACAGGGAGAGAAAUCAGCCACAUGCUUCCGUUUAAAGAUGAAUAAAGAUGUCUUCAAAAACACCCAAAAGAG